AUGAUGAAGAGAUCUGAGACCUUACGGGAGGAGGAGACGAACAUUCGUAAUAAGUUACUUGCAGUCUUAACUGCACAACAAAAACGAGAAACGCAAUUUGGGAAAGACUGUUUAUUAUCGAUAAACUUUAACGGGAUUUUAGAUUUAUCAGACGAUGAGACGCACAAACAGAUUAAAAAGUCCUUGAAUAAGGAUCAAAUUUCUUGGCUUGAAGGGGUCCUCCAGAAAAAAAAUUUGGAAACCUACUCCGGAAUUUACGGAAUAUCAACCAAUUCACGGAAGAAACCUCGCACGAUAUUGCCCAGCAUAUACUAA
Acaulospora colombiana is the source of this 315-nucleotide messenger RNA. NCBI's taxonomy places the organism in Eukaryota, Fungi, Glomeromycota, Glomeromycetes, Diversisporales, Acaulosporaceae. The record is from the annotation of a GenBank genome assembly.